Drosophila melanogaster (fruit fly) is the source of this 1179-nucleotide messenger RNA. RefSeq names its product odorant receptor 85f (gene Or85f). The record is from RefSeq and is marked reviewed. Gene Ontology annotation, biological process: sensory perception of smell. NCBI's taxonomy places the organism in Eukaryota, Metazoa, Arthropoda, Insecta, Diptera, Drosophilidae. Gene Ontology annotation, molecular function: olfactory receptor activity; odorant binding. Gene Ontology annotation, cellular component: plasma membrane; membrane. The transcript has 4 exons. The coding region runs from base 1 to 1179 and encodes 392 amino acids.
AUGGAACCUGUGCAGUACAGCUACGAGGAUUUCGCUCGAUUGCCCACGACGGUGUUCUGGAUCAUGGGCUACGACAUGCUGGGCGUUCCGAAGACCCGCUCUCGCAGGAUACUAUACUGGAUAUAUCGUUUCCUCUGUCUCGCCAGCCAUGGGGUCUGUGUAGGAGUCAUGGUAUUUCGUAUGGUGGAGGCAAAGACCAUUGACAAUGUUUCGCUGAUCAUGCGGUAUGCCACUCUGGUCACCUAUAUCAUCAACUCGGAUACGAAAUUCGCAACUGUCUUACAAAGGAGUGCAAUUCAAAGUCUAAACUCAAAACUGGCCGAACUAUAUCCGAAGACCACGCUGGACAGGAUCUAUCACCGGGUGAAUGAUCACUAUUGGACCAAGUCAUUUGUAUAUUUGGUUAUUAUCUACAUUGGUUCGUCGAUUAUGGUUGUUAUUGGACCGAUUAUUACGUCGAUUAUAGCUUACUUCACGCACAACGUUUUCACCUACAUGCACUGCUAUCCGUACUUUUUGUAUGAUCCUGAGAAGGAUCCGGUUUGGAUCUACAUCAGCAUCUAUGCUCUGGAAUGGUUGCACAGCACACAGAUGGUCAUUUCGAACAUUGGCGCGGAUAUCUGGCUGCUGUACUUUCAGGUGCAGAUAAAUCUCCACUUCAGGGGCAUUAUACGAUCACUGGCGGAUCACAAGCCCAGUGUGAAGCACGACCAGGAGGACAGGAAAUUCAUUGCGAAAAUUGUCGACAAGCAGGUGCACCUGGUCAGUUUGCAAAACGAUCUGAAUGGUAUCUUUGGAAAAUCGCUGCUUCUAAGCCUGCUGACCACCGCAGCGGUUAUCUGCACGGUGGCGGUGUACACUCUGAUUCAGGGUCCCACCUUGGAGGGCUUCACCUAUGUGAUCUUCAUCGGGACUUCUGUGAUGCAGGUCUACCUGGUGUGCUAUUACGGUCAGCAAGUUCUCGACUUGAGCGGCGAGGUGGCCCACGCCGUGUACAAUCAUGAUUUUCACGAUGCUUCUAUAGCGUACAAGAGGUACCUGCUCAUAAUCAUUAUCAGGGCGCAGCAGCCCGUGGAACUUAAUGCCAUGGGCUACCUGUCCAUUUCGCUGGACACCUUUAAACAGCUGAUGAGCGUCUCCUACCGGGUUAUAACCAUGCUCAUGCAGAUGAUUCAGUAG